This is a messenger RNA of Cryptosporidium muris RN66, 1671 nucleotides long. RefSeq lists its product as uncharacterized. Bases 1 to 1671 code for a protein of 556 amino acids. The transcript has a single exon. Lineage: Eukaryota; Apicomplexa; Conoidasida; Eucoccidiorida; Cryptosporidiidae. The record is from RefSeq and is a predicted model, not a curated record.
AUGCCAUUUAAAUAUAAAUUUUUAUUAUUAUUAUUUUCUUUUUUUUUAUUUUUAAUAUUUACAAUACUUUUUUCUGAAAAUCUACUUUAUUUUUGGCGCCUUAUAGCGCCAAAUGAGUUAGAGGAAUAUUAUUUUCUAAUAAUAAUAGAAUUUGAGAGAAUAAAAAAAAAGGUAAAUAAGGAAGAUAUGCUUGAAGACAAAAGAGAUCAUUUUGAAGAUAUAUCACUUACAGGCAAAUCUGGAACUCAAAUUCCAUAUGGCUUAAAUCGUUAUGUAUUACUUAUAAUUUAUUGUCUAUUUUGUGCAUUAACAACAUCAGCAAUUCAGCAAAAUAUUUGUAUAAGACUAAUUCUAGUUAAAUUGGGUGCUUAUGAAUGGUUAUGUGAUCCAAAUUCUAUUGAAAAUUUACCUACUGGUGCAAAAUGUAGAUUACAAGAUAACCGUUUAACUACUUGUUGGACAGCAGGUAUAAUGGCUCCUAAUUUGGUUUUAUCUGUUUUAGGAUUUGGUAGAUUAUUUGAUUAUAUAGGUCCAAAAUAUACUGGAAUAACUGGCCAAGUGAUGUUUAUGUUAGGUAUACUUAUAUUCUGUAUUAGUAAUGUAAAUUUACCACUUUAUCCAUUAGGAUUUAUUUUAAUUGGAAUCCCUCAAGGUCCAAUAUUUAAUAGUGUAAUAUCAAUAGCAAAUCUUUUUCCAAAUCAUAGUAAUCAAAUAAUUUCACUAUUAAGUACUAUGGGAGAUUUAUCAGCCUCUGUUUUUUAUUGUAUUUAUUAUAUUCAUGAAUAUUCAAAAGCAAAUCUAAAAGGUAUACUUAUAUUUUAUGCAUUAUUUGUAUGUGGAUCAUUAACUUUAGUUGCAAUAUUUUUAAUUCCUAAGAUUUCUUUUGAAAGAUAUAUUGAUAAUAAUGAGAAUAUAAUGGAUAAUGAAUCUCAUAGAUUAUCUAUUGAAACAGAUAGUUCAUCAGAAUCAAACAAAUCAUCUAUUAAACCUUAUUUACAUUCUGCAUCAUUUAAAACGCAAUUAAUAUCAUCAUAUUUUUUAUUAUUAUUACCAUAUUUUACUCUUACAGUAUUCCGAUCUGAUUCAAUAAAAGCUUGUUUAGAUGCAUUUCUUUUAGAAUCAAAUCCUGAAAAUAUUAAUGAAGUUCGUUAUCAUAUGUCAAUAUUUUCAACUAUUCAAUGUUUUUCUUUUAUAUUCUCAUUGGCUAAUGGUUUUGUUAUGGAUUUUAUUGGAGUUGCAAAAGGUUUAAUUUUACAGAAUACAUUUGGAGUUAUUGUUUCACUUUUUUUUACAUUUCCAAAUGGAAGUACUCGUAUUUUAUCAUUCUUUAUUUAUUUUGCAUAUAGUAGUUGUAUAUAUGCAGCUGCAUAUUGUUAUUUGGCAAAAUGUUUUGGAUUCUCUAAUAUUAAUUUUUUAAUGGCAUUGAUUACAGGACCUGUAGGGUUCUUAUACAUUGUCAUACCUCUAAUGUAUAGCCAUUUGGAUUCAUCUAAUUAUUUCUAUUUUCAUUUAUUUUAUGUUGGAAUUUCCAUAUUAAUGUAUAUAACUCCUAUUAAUAUGUUAAUUAAUAAACCUGAGAAUUAUAAACCUAAAGUAUUAAUGACAGAUACCAAGUCAGUGUUAAUUUCAGUUAAUAGAAAUAAUGAUGAGACUGAGCAAUGUAACGUUUAG